CCUAUCCGCAAUCUGUGUAGGAACUCUUCGAAGAGGUCUAUUAAAAACCCAUACAAAUGGAAACCGCGCUAUUGAUGACAUGGGGUAGAGUUCCAUUGAAAAUAUCAACGAAGAGUUCUAUUAAAACCAGGACAGUAAAAAUAAAAAUAAAAUACAUACACAGGAAGAUAUCAAUCAGGAGAUAUCCCAUUCCAAAUUACAGACCAGAAGAACCCAAAUUGAAGCGUUGCGAUACAGUUGAAGUUGCAGACAUAUUGGGUUGAGGACGUCGAGAGUGGAGCCCGCGGAAGGGUCAGUGCAGGCGGGAGAGACACCAAGCAGAAGGGUCAGUCAAGGCAAGGGUUAGAUUUAAAGUUCCAGUCCCACCACAGCAACCAGCAAAAAGCAAAUACCAAAAAGAACAAAACAAGACAGUCAAGGUAACAUAGUAAAGCGUAAACAUCAUACAUAAACAUCAUCAAGAUGGAGCCGUUUAUUUAUUUGCCCGAAUACCCGUUCGUGAUUUGCCAGGCGUGCAGAGUGGCAUGCGUUGGGAAUGAAGUAACCCGGCAUAUCACAUCAAAGCAUGCCGGAUCACCAGCGAGUGUCAAGUUAAAGGAGAUCCAAGCCGCGGUAGAAGUAAUCCCAGGCAUUAUUCGCAAUCAGAAGGAGUUGAAAGAUUGGUUAGUCCCACCCCCAACAACAGCCCCCAUCCCCCAUAUCCCGCCACCAAAGGAGGACGGGUUGGGGUGUAAUCAAUGCCCGUAUGUAGCCCGACAGAUCAAACGGAUGCAGCAGCAUUGUCGAGACAAGCACGGUUGGGUCAACAACCGCAAGCGAGGCCGGUACACCAACACAUCCGAAGCAGCCAUACCGCCCGUGCCGUGGAGGACAGGCGUUCAAUGCCAGCGUUUUUUCCGCAACCGCGUGGCCAGCAGUUGGUUUGAAGUCGGACGGACCAUCCCAUCCAGCAACGAAGGGCCCGACGAAGACGAAGCCAGCCGCCAGGCCGAGUUCGUCAUGGCCAUACAGCGACAGGCCCGACAAGCGUUUGAGAGCGAGGCCGAUGCCCGGAUCCAGGACGCCAGUGACAAGUGGGAGGCUGAGAGGUGGUUGAAACGAACCGGAUGGC
Messenger RNA from Ilyonectria robusta, 1111 nucleotides. RefSeq lists its product as uncharacterized. The record is from RefSeq and is a predicted model, not a curated record. The transcript has a single exon. The annotation marks the transcript as partial. NCBI's taxonomy places the organism in Eukaryota, Fungi, Ascomycota, Sordariomycetes, Hypocreales, Nectriaceae.